AUGUUUCAUUUACGAGGAAUACGACAUAGUAUACGUUCAUACUCAGCAAUCAUAUUAAUAUUAAUAACAAUCUCAUCAUCUUUAUUUUCAUUACAUUUAUAUCGUAAAAGUAAUCAUCGACAAGAAUUAAUUCACAAUAUUCCAUCAUCAAUUGCUGUACAGCCAAAAAUAUUAUCUUCUUCGAGUAUUACAACAGUAGAAAAAACAACUCAUACAGAUCCAUUAAAACCAACAGCUUCAUCUGUAAUAGAUCAAAAACCAUCAACUAAUAUUGAAAGAAAUUCCUUUACUAAAUAUUCAAGUGAUGAACAUCUACUUUCACUUCUUCAACAAUAUUCAAAUGUAUUAAAACAAGUUAUUAUAACUAUAAUUGGUGGUGAUAGUUAUUCUUUAUUUGCUUGGGAUUGGUAUGAACGUAUGCAUGAAAUAUCGAAUGAUACGAAUAAAUGUCAUUGUUUUAUUAUUGCUAUGGAUGAAAUAGCUGUUGUUUUAGCAACAAAACAAGGUGUACCCGUAUAUUAUUCAACAUUUACAUUUGAACAACAAUUAAAAUGGAUAAAUUCAAUUGAAGCUCGACAACAUUCACUUUAUCGUGUUGGUCAUGCAAAAUUUAAUACAGCAGCUAAAAUUGUUCAAAUGGGUUAUUCAGUAUUUCUUAGCGAAAUGGAUGUCUUUUGGAGAGCAAAUCCACUUGCCAAUUUAAAAGAACCAAUGGAUAUUUAUGAUCUACAAAUAAGUGAUCAUUUUGGUUCUCAUCCAAGAGUUAAUAUUGGUUUAUUUUUUGUUCGAUCGACUACUGCAUCCAUAGAAUUUUUUUCCUAUGUUGCGGAAUUUUGGUUAAGUUAUGGUAAAGGUGCUUAUUUAUCCGAUCAACGUGUACUUGAUGGUUUACUUAAAAAUUACGAUCGUCUUGAUAAAACUUAUUUGAAAGCAGUAAAACCUACUCCAUCAUUAAAUUGGACAACUCAUGUAUUUGGAAAUCAUUUUUCACAUUUAAUGACUGAUGGUAGUGCUUUUAUAUUAUUUAAUCAAGCAGCAAAACUUGGAAUACGAUCAAAAAAAUAUCAUGGUGAUGUAAAUGCAAAAUAUUUCACAGUUACAAUAUCAAACACAAAUAUGGCAAUUAGUUAUCGAAAUCUUCUUAUUCGUGCUUUACUUAUUUUACAACAUACAUAUCUUAAAAAUCGAACACUCAUUUUACCUGCUUUUGCAUCCAAUUUAACUACUACUACAAUUUUUUCUCAAUUUGAUGUGAAAAAAUUUCUACUUUAUUGGUCAGAUGAACGUAUUCGUUUACCCAAUUUUCUUCUUCAUGAAAAGACUCGUUCUAUACCCGUAACAAAUACUUCAUUUUCAUUAAAUAAAACAUAUGAAGAUAUUAAUGGAAUAUUAAAUUUUGCUGUAGAAUCAAUACCAACUAAUUUACCAGCACCUUCAUCACAAUUUGAAAUAUUUGUUAGAGAUUCUCUUCUAUGGUGUUCACCACCAAUCGAUGGAGGUACAGGAUGGUGUAUUCAUCAUCCAAAAGAUUUCGGUGCAACAAUGGAAUUAUUAUUUGCUUGUCGAGGUGAUCCAUAUCCACCAUGUGCAAAUAAAACAGAAAAGAAUGAACAAUUUCUUUAUAGACCAUUUGAAUAG
Molecule: messenger RNA, 1638 nt
Organism: Rotaria sp. Silwood1
Lineage: Eukaryota; Metazoa; Rotifera; Eurotatoria; Philodinida; Philodinidae
Source: the annotation of a GenBank genome assembly